This is a messenger RNA of Aspergillus uvarum CBS 121591, 3531 nucleotides long. Its product is annotated as EF hand domain protein. Bases 91 to 3531 code for a protein of 1146 amino acids. The transcript has 2 exons. Gene Ontology annotation, molecular function: zinc ion binding; calcium ion binding. Lineage: Eukaryota; Fungi; Ascomycota; Eurotiomycetes; Eurotiales; Aspergillaceae. The record is from RefSeq and is a predicted model, not a curated record. Gene Ontology annotation, cellular component: cytosol; membrane; intracellular membrane-bounded organelle.
CUUACCUUGCAGACUCACGUAUACGAAGCAGUCUGAUAUCGACAGAAAUGCUUCUAUCCGCCUAAGACUCCGCUCUUUUCCUUGGCCGCCAUGUCGGACGCCCGCCCUCGGUUGGCUUUGUCACGGUACCGUCCGAUUCUCUACCUCCUCUCCGGUGUCGCAGCAGCCUACGCAAUCGUCUACAUACGGCAACACCUCCUUCACCCCGGGGACACUGGCGCUAAUACUUCUCCUGGUGGCUCACGUCUACAUCGCCGCCGCGCUGUGCGCCGCCAGCGACGCAACAACAGCAGUAACAACGAACUCCCCGAUGAGUCCUUCGCCGCCGCGGCGGACACUCCCUCAUCGCGGGCCAUCGCGCACCUCGAACAACUCGAGCGCCACAAUGGUGUCUAUGGAACCUUCCGCAUCGAGACCGAAGAUGGCCGCCGCGUGGAAAGCGGCCUCCUCCCAUCUCUCCUAGCGACGCGAGACCAGCUCAUGGAGCAGGUCGGGGUGCCCCAGGACCACGCCGAGCGGAUGCGGGAGAUGAUGGAAGAUACCUUCUUGGAGUCUUUCCUCGCGCUGGAUUUCCCCUCCAGUCACCGUCUGGACGAAGGCAGUCCCGAGCGGGAGUAUCUGAUCGAGCAACUCCAGCGGCGGGGGAUCUCGCGCGCGGGCAUCGAGCGGGCCCUGGUUCGGUUCAACGCGGACGAUAACUACGGAGCGGAUCUGCGACGACGGCGGCAGAAUGGCGAGCGAGUCACGCUUUCGACGUCAAGCUUCCCGUACGAGACUGAGGAAGGCCAGUCGCCCAUGACCGGGGUGCACAAUGCUCCGCUGGCGGACGGCGGGGAUGAGACGGUCGUGGAUGACCAGAGCGUGUUCUCGUGGCGCGACGGCGCGGAACACAACAAUGAAGCGGCGCCGAUGCGCGAUGGCCAGAACCUGCUGAAUCUGCUGUAUCACAUCGCGGAGGACCAGGCGAGGAGGGAUGGGUAUAUUCACCGCGGGGUGACGUGUAAUAGCUGCGGUGCGAUGCCGAUCCAGGGCAUCCGGUAUCGAUGUGCGAACUGUAUCGAUUAUGACCUGUGUGAGACGUGUGAAGCCAUGCAAGUCCAUAUCAAGACGCACAUGUUCUACAAGGUGCGCAUCCCCGCGCCAUUCCUUGGCAGUCCACGUCAGUCGCAGCCGGUGUGGUAUCCAGGGAAGCCCACGAUGAUGCCGCGCAGCUUGCCGAGAUCGUUGUUCAAGCGGCUGAUGAAGGAAACUGGGUUCGAGAACACCGAGUUGGACGCGCUAUGGGAUCAGUUCCGGUGCCUGGCAAAUCACGAAUGGGAGGACGAUCCGAACAAGGUGUAUAUGGCAAUCGACCGGAAGACUUUUGAUCGGUGCUUCGUGCCGAACACUUCUCUCAGGCCACCGCCCCCGAGCUUGAUUUAUGAUCGCAUGUUCGCGUUCUACGACACUAACAAUGACGGGCUAAUUGGCCUGGAGGAAUUCCUGAAGGGCAUCGCGAGUCUGAACAAUAAGAGCAAUGACGAACGGCUUCGCCGUGUCUUCCGGGGCUAUGAUAUUGAUGGUGAUGGCUUCGUUGAGAGGAAGGAUUUCUUGCGGAUUUUCCGAGCUUACUACGCCCUCAGCAGGGAGUUGACUAGGGAUAUGGUUGCCGGCUUGGAGGAUGAUUUCCUGGAAGGCAGCGCUCGGGAUGUUGUUCUUGGAAGCCAACCGAUCAGCUCAGCAUUUCCUGGUAGCAUUCCAAAUGGGGAAUCUUCACGGACGGGUGAGGGGAAGCGAGUCAAUCAUGACGGAGAUCUCGAGAUUGUCGACAAUGAGGGCGUGCUUCGUCUCGAUGGGGCGGAUACUGGCGACCGCUACUCGGUGAUUGGUGAUGCUGCCGUUCGAAGCUAUUAUGGCGUCACGCGGCCGGUGUUGCCGACGACGCGCCACUCUGUUCCCGGUUCUGCCCAAGCUUCUGGAAGCCAACCGAGAAGAGAGACAAAUGUAGAAGAAGCCGGGGCUGCAGCUGAUGAUGCGUCCAGUUCGUCUGGAGCCAGCGACCGCUGGCCUCCUCCGGAGCACAUCCGCAAUGAGGACAUUGUCAGUGCUCUCGGAGCGUAUGUUCCAGUCCAUGAGAUCACAGAUCCUGUUGAUCGGGCUCGCAUCGGCACGGCCGUGUAUAACAGGAUGUAUGCUACAGACCAAGUUCGUCUCCACGUCACCCGCCGAAUGGGAGUUCAUGAUCGAUGGAGACGGCGAGGAUUCUACACAGACGAAGAGGAUGGCGCCACCGCCCCUGUUGGCUAUCAAAGCGAUAUGGACGCGGCUAGCUCAGAUGAAGAGGAAGAUAACGAGGGUGAUGAAUCACACGCAGCCGCCUCGGAGUCACACCCGCCGUCACCUCGUUCUCGGUCCUCGUCCAAAGUGCGAUUCCAGGAUGACCUGACGGACGACUACGACGUGAGAUCAAACCCAUCGACCUCAUCGCGAAGCAUUCUCGUGAGUGAGCGAUGGGGCGGCUUCGAAGUUCCUGAAGUGGAAAGAGACGUCGGAAAGGAGAUCUUGUAUCAAGUCACACAACAAGGGUUCAACGAGUUGCUUGACAUCCUUUUCAAGCAGAAGGAGGAUCUACUAAUGGAGGUUUACGAGACUCGUGCCGAGCGUAAAAUAUGGGCCCGUGAGAUUGAACUUACAGAACAGAUGGAGCAUGGUAAACAGGCAGCUCAAGACCUUCCCAUCGUGCAGCCGGAAUCUGAAGCCGAUGAGGACGCCGAGGAGGAGGAGGAGGAGGAGGAGGAGGGAGCAGAGGCAGCCAUGCAGAGCAUGCUCCGUGACAGUUCGCUCGACGACCUCCUCCAACGGGCCGGGUACGCCGUUGAGGGACUAGAUAACGUGCAGGCUUUGGCGCCUCCGACGCCAGACUUGCAUAUCCCUGAUGACCCGGACUGGAUACCGCCUCACGCAAUCUCUCCCUCCUCGCCCUCCCUCUCUGCCUCCUCUGUUGCCUCCGAAGCAGCAGCAGCAGCAGCAGAGAGUAGGCCUUCGUCCGCCGCGGCAUCAUACUACGAUCCCACACUUCCCCACCACCGUCCCAACGAGGAAGACCUCCUCGCGACCACAACCACAAGUACCUUCCACCAAACCACCAGCCGCGGCCCAUCCCCAUCACCGGCUCUCCUCUCCCGCCACCGCACCGACCUCCCCACCGAGCUGCGUCUCGACCCCACCGGCUCAACCUCCUUUCCAGCGCCCACCUCGCACCUAUCCGCCUCCCCCGACGCCGAGGCCACCGCCCCCAAACUCUCCCCGUCGCCCAUCCAACCCCUGCCCCCACCGUCCGCCACCCUCCCGAAACGACCCAGUCCGACCCUGCCCCCGUCGCCGGUCACGCUGUCGCGCUGGGCGUACUUGAACAAGAUCGAGCGCGAGGCCAAGGAGCGCGGCGGCAGCGGCGCGAAGCUUAACUUCGAGGAGUUUGCGCAGCGCAUGGCGAUGGAUCGCGGCCGCACCUUGGCGUUCGUUGCGAGUUGGAUUGAGAUGGCGAGUUUUUAG